This is a messenger RNA of Engraulis encrasicolus (European anchovy), 1548 nucleotides long. RefSeq lists its product as uncharacterized. The record is from RefSeq and is a predicted model, not a curated record. Lineage: Eukaryota; Metazoa; Chordata; Actinopteri; Clupeiformes; Engraulidae. The coding region runs from base 127 to 837 and encodes 236 amino acids. The transcript is spliced from 9 exons.
CACAUUGAGACGAGCGAUUUUGCUGAUAACUGCGGAGAAAUACUACUUUUAAAGGCGAAUCUUGAUUCGGACAGUGAAGCUUUUGCGACACCUGCUGGACUUUACCGAGAACUUCAUCCAGAUGAAAUGGGAAAAAAUCUGUCAUGUUGCAUGACCUCUUCGGGCGACGGUCCACAACAGAAGUGUCAAGACUCUUCCAAGUAUGACGACAUGCUCCAGCUCCUCUUACAGCAGGAGGCCAAGAUUGCUGCGCUGGACUUGCUGACCAAGAAGCUGCAGGAAGAACUGAGCAGACUGCAAACAAAAAAUAAUGAGAAAGAGGAGACCAUCAAUCGAAUAGUGAAGGAGAAGCAACACCUGAGAUGCACAAUCUCCACACUGCAAACCCAAAAUGAUGACAAGGAUGAGAUAAUCAAACGUCUCACCAGGCAACUGGCACAACAACACCAAGCAACUGAGUCCAGAACUAGAAGAGCACAGGGUGAAAUCAGAACUCUUCAUCACACGAUCUCUGAGCUGGAGAACAGGGAAAUGUCCUACAGGACCACAAUUUCCUCCCUGGAAAAGAGUGCUCACAGGAGACUUCUCAAGACCUCGAGCUUGCAGAGAGAGCUGAGUGAGAAACGAGGAGAGAUCUUCUCCCUCCAUCACAGACUCAUAGAGUACAUGGACAAGGUGGCUGAACUCAGAGGAACACCCUUUAUCCCCCUGCCUUCUUACCCCCCUGGCCACAAGCCGCCCCACAAGCGAGUGAGAGACAGCUGGAGGAAGAUGUGGGCCGGAACUCGCCUUUAUGUGAUUGCUGAGGAGAAGCAGACCACCUCCUCCCUGCACUGAUCCCCCCAGCUGCCUUCCCCAUGUCCUGCCAACAACAUCGCUGCCCCCAAAGUAGAGCAUUACAUUUUUCGAGAAUUCCCGUGGGUCCCACAAGCAAGGUUCCUGCGGGAUGGGAGUCAAAAUUUUAAAGAUGAACGGGAGCGGGCAGGAGCCGGCAUGAAGAUGAACGGGAGAGGGCAGGAGCGGGCAUAAAGAUGAAUGGGAGAGGGCAGGAGCGGGCAUAAAGAUGAACGGGAGUGGGCAUAAAGAUGAACAAGAGUGGGCAUAAAGAUGAACGGGAGCGGGCAGGAGUGGGCAUAAAGAUUAAUGGGAGUGGACAGGAGCGAGCAUACAUGGGAGCCUACACCUGUCCAUUGUUACACAGUUUCACCCUGGAGACGCAAGGUUCAUAAUUAACUUUUCUUUUUUUUUAAAUUGCCCCCUUUUUUGACGAAACAAGAGAAACAGGAGUAGGAGGGAGUGGGAUUGAUUUUGAGUGGACGUGGGAAACAUUCUUACAGGAGUGGACAGGAUGGGAUUCGUUUCGUUUACUCAAGCCCGGACAAGACGGGAAUGGGGAUGGGAUUUUUCUUUUCUGGGACCGGGAUGGGAUGGGAUCCACUCCCAUGUCAUGCUCUGGCUACUGACCACAUUGAUGCCCCUGCCUUGACCCUUGACCCUCAUGAUCCUCAUUACCACCACCACCACCAGCAGCGGCAGCAGCACACACAC